This is a messenger RNA of Vigna angularis (adzuki bean), 3915 nucleotides long. Its product is annotated as MDIS1-interacting receptor like kinase 2. Gene Ontology annotation, biological process: protein phosphorylation. The record is from RefSeq and is a predicted model, not a curated record. Lineage: Eukaryota; Viridiplantae; Streptophyta; Magnoliopsida; Fabales; Fabaceae. Bases 95 to 3388 code for a protein of 1097 amino acids. Gene Ontology annotation, molecular function: protein binding; ATP binding; protein kinase activity. The transcript has 2 exons.
AUUUCUAUCUUCACAAUAAUACACCUUUCCCUUACAAGAAUAUGCAGCCUUUAAAUGAGUGUUCUUCAUCCCAAAAUCCAGUUAUACUUGAACCAUGGAAUCCAUCAAGAUUCUAGCCUUAUGGAGGAUUCUCUCUUACUUUCUUUUGGCCAUUCUAACACACUUUUCACUCCAACUUGCUUGGUUUUCCAAAACAGUAGUUUUGGCCUCUGCUGCCAGCACAAGAACUGUUGGUGAUGAAGCUGCAACUGAUAACAGUGAGGCAAAUGCACUGUUAAAGUGGAAAUACAGCUUUGAUAAUAGCAGCCAAGAUCUCUUAUCAACUUGGACAGGUUCUACUUCAUGCCAAUGGGAAGGAAUUCAUUGCAACGAUUCCAAGUCCAUCUCCACCAUAGAUCUUUCAAAUUAUGGUCUCAUAGGUACCCUUCACACCCUCAAUUUCUCAGCUUUUCCUAACCUACUCAUCCUAAAUAUCUAUAACAACUCCUUUUAUGGGACCAUUCCACCACAAAUUGGUAACAUGACCAGAGUAAAUGUUUUGAAUCUUUCUACAAAUUAUUUCAAUGGUUCCAUCCCUCAACAAGUGUGGACACUAAGGAGUUUACAAGGCCUUGAUCUGUACAAAUGUCAACUAAGCGGUGAGAUUCCUAAUUCCAUAGCAAACCUGUACAAUUUGACAUAUCUAGAUUUAGGCAUAAACAGUUUUUCUGGCCAUAUUCCACCAGAGAUUGGAAAGUUGUACAAGGUAGAGUUUCUAAAUCUUAAAAUUAAUAAGUUUUCUGGUUCCAUUCCUCUAGAAAUUUCAAUGUUGAGAAACCUUAGGAAUAUUGAUUUGUCAAGAAAUUCUCUCUCUGGUACUAUCCCUGAAACAAUAGGCAACAUGUCUAGUUUAAAUGAGCUUCGCCUUUCCAAUAACUCCCUUUUAUCUGGGCCAAUCCCAUCCUCCUUAUGGACCAUGUCUAACCUGACCUUGCUCUUUCUUGAUAGCAAUAAUCUUUCUGGAUCAAUCCCUGCUUCCAUAGAAAACUUGGCCAAUUUAGAUACACUUGCACUUGAUUACAACCACAUUUCUGGACCUAUUCCUUCCACAAUUGGAAACCUGACCAAGCUCACCAGGUUGUUUUUACGCUCUAACAAUCUUUCUGGAUCAAUUCCUCCCUCUAUAGGAAACUUGAUCAAUUUGAAAGUACUUAGUCUCCAAAUCAAUAAUCUCACCGGAACAAUUCCUGCCACAAUUGGAAAUUUGAAAAACCUCACUAUUUUAGAACUGUCCUUCAACAAACUCAAUGGCAGUGUUUCACAAGUCUUGAAUAACAUUCUGAACUGGUCUAUGGUGUUACUUGCUGAGAAUGAUUUCACAGGCCAUUUGCCACCUCAAAUUUGCUCUGCUGGGACCCUAAACUCCCUUAGUGCUCACCACAACCGUUUCACCGGUCCGGUGCCAAUAAGCUUGAAGAACUGUUCUAGUGUUACUAGACUCAGGUUGGAAGGGAACCGAUUGGAAGGAGAUAUAGCACAAGAUUUUGGUGUAUAUCCAAAUUUGGAAUACAUUGAUUUGAGCGACAACAAGUUUUAUGGCCAAAUUUCAUCAAACUGGGGGAAGUGUCCUAAUCUUGGUACCUUAAAGAUAUCCAACAAUAACAUUUCUGGUGGUAUACCAGUCGAACUUGCUGAGGCAACCAAACUUGGCAAGCUUCACCUUUCUUCUAAUAACUUGAAGGGAAAGAUUCCAAAGGAAUUAGGGAAUAUGAAAUCGUUAAUUGAACUUGAGAUUAGCAACAACCAUCUUUCUGGUGACAUUCCCAAAGAAAUUGGAUCAGUACAAAUUCUUGAAGAUUUGGAUCUUGGAGGUAACCAGUUGAGUGGAACAAUACCGAGAGAAGUUGUAGAAUUGCCCAACUUACGAAGGUUGACUUUGAGCAAUAAUAAAAUAAACGGAACUAUUCCCCUGGAGUUUCGCAAAUUUCAGCCUCUUGAAUAUCUUGAUCUUAGUGGGAAUUUGUUGAGUGGAACAAUACCAAAACAGCUUGGAGAGGUGACGAAACUGCAGUGGCUUAAUCUCUCUCACAACAGUCUUUCUGGAAAUAUUCCAUCCAGUUUUGAUGGCGUUUCAGGUUUGAUUUCUGUCAACAUAUCAUACAACCAGUUAGAAGGGCCACUUCCAAAUAACGAAGCCUUUCUAAAUGCUUCGAUUGAAUCAUUGAAAAAUAACAGAGACUUGUGUGGCAAUGUCACUGGCUUAAUGCGUUGCCCAGCCAACCACAGUCGGAAGAGGCACAAGGGCAUUCAAAUAGCAUUAUUUAUUUUCUUGGGUGCUCUUGUUCUAGUGUUAUGUGGGGUGUCAGUUUCAAUGUAUAUUCUCUGUCGAAAAGCAAGAAAGGAAGAUAUACAUGGUAAAGAAAAUGUGCAUUCCGGAAAGAAACUCACUGGAGAAGUGUUUUCCAUAUGGAGUCACGAUGGAAAAAUUAUGUUUGAACACAUCAUUGAAGCAACCGAUAAUUUCAACGAAAAAUAUCUGAUUGGACUUGGAGGGCAAGGAUCAGUUUACAAAGCUGAGAUGUCAACAGGCCAGGUUUUUGCGGUGAAGAAACUUCACAUGGAAACAGAUGAAGAGAAGCCUAAUUUUAAAGCUUUUGAAAACGAAAUUCAAGCUUUGACAGAAAUCAGGCACCGUAACAUUGUAAAGCUAUGUGGAUUUUGCUCACAUUCACGGUUCUCCUUUUUGGUCUACGAGUUCUUGGAAGGGGGUAGCUUGGAUCAAGUACUAAUCAAUGAAAAGAAAGCAGCUUCAUUUAACUGGGAAGAGAGAGUAAAUGUUGUUAAAGGUGUGGCCCAUGCUUUAUCCUAUAUGCAUCAGGAUUGCUCACCACCAAUAAUUCAUCGAGACAUAUCCAGCAAGAAUAUUCUUUUAGAUUCACAAAAAGAACCUCAUGUCUCUGAUUUUGGGACAGCUAAGAUUCUAAAACCUGGUGCAAGCACUUGGACCACAUUUGCAGGCACCUUUGGGUAUGCAGCUCCAGAGUUUGCCCAGACAAUGGAAGUGACUGAGAAAUGUGAUGUAUUCAGUUUUGGAGUUCUUUGUCUAGAAAUCAUCAUGGGGAAACAUCCGGGGGAUCUCAUUUCUUCCUUGUUAUCUUCAUCUUCAGCAGCAAUAACUCAUAACUUGCUACUAAUUGAUGUGAUAGACCAAAGACCUCCUCAUCCUCUUAAAUCGGUUGUUGGGGAUGUCAUUUUGGUUGCAAUCUUGGCAUUUUCUUGCUUGAGUGAAAAUCCAUGUUCUCGACCAACAAUGGAUCAAGUGUCCAAAAAGCUUAUGAUGGGUAAGUCACCUUUAGCAGAUGAGUUCCCUAAUAUCAUACUUGCACAACUCCUCCAAAGCAGUAUUUAACUACAUACAACUACUUAAGUUUUUCUUGUUUUGUUCACCAUUUAUCCUUUGUAUUAUGAUGUAAGCUUGUCACUGUAAUAAAUCAUGUAUAUGUAACUAGAGCAACUAGAUUUUCUGGUUCAAAUAAUAGGGGGAUUGGGUGUUACUCAUCCUCACACUGUUAUAGAUGUUACAACACUCUCAAGCUUUUGGUAUAUGCAUUUGGCAACAAUCACUUGAUUUUUGGCACAUGCAUACGUUGCAGCAAUCACUUGUUCAUCACUUCAAUCAUCAUCACAAAUAAAGUCUAUCCUUGCAGCUGCGGUAGGUCGAAUUACAUUAUGCAGCAUCACCCUGCUAUUGAUAUGCUGCAUAUGCGGUACAAGUCUUAUCAUAAUAUGUACUUGUCGUGUGGUGUCAUGUUAUGCUUAACCAAAAUAAAUUACAUUCGUGUUAUAGUUGAAAACAGUUAGCCUUGAGUGAAACAAAGCAAAAUGUGAUAUAUCAGUAUCUGAUCUUUUUUAUAAACUUUUAUGAUGAUUUUAUUA